Molecule: messenger RNA, 1791 nt
Organism: Musa acuminata AAA Group (dessert banana)
Lineage: Eukaryota; Viridiplantae; Streptophyta; Magnoliopsida; Zingiberales; Musaceae
Product: cytochrome P450 CYP94D108-like
Exons: 1
Coding region: 147-1661 (504 amino acids)
Molecular function (GO): oxidoreductase activity, acting on paired donors, with incorporation or reduction of molecular oxygen; monooxygenase activity; iron ion binding
Source: RefSeq, a predicted model, not a curated record
CCUUUUCCAUCCCCUCUUGAAUAGCUUGGACUCCGACAAAUCUCUUGCAACCACAUACACGUGGAACGUAGGAGCUAUUAGAAUUGCUCGCCCAUAAACUUACACCCGAGGGAGGAGGAGAGGAAGAAGAAGAGAGAUUUGACACCAUGGAUCUGCUGUCUUCCUUCCCUAUGCUUGCAUCCUUUCCAUUCCUCUUGUUCCUCAUCUGGUGCGCCCAUCUCGUCUUCUUCAAGGCGCGGUCGACUCCCCGUGAGCCCCCAUGCGCCGGCUUCUCUGCCCCCAAGUGCUACCCCCUCGUCGGCAACCUCCCCCACUUCAUCAACAACUGCGACCGGUUCCUGGAGUGGACGACCGAGCUCCUCGUUGCCUCCCCCACCGGCACCGUCACCGUCGCGCCGUUCGUGUUCACCGCCAACCCAUCCAACGUCGAGCACAUGCUCAAGGCGAACUUCGACAACUACCCCAAGGGCGGCGACGUCGUCUCCGCCCUCCACGACUUCCUCGGCCGCGGCAUCUUUAUCUCCAACGGGGAGCAGUGGAAGGCGCAGCGCCGGGCCGCCAGCUUCGAGUUCAACACCAAGUCCCUCCGCGCCUUCGUCUUCGACAGGGUGCGCCAUGAGGCCGCCGACCGGCUCGUGCCCUUGCUCCGGCAGGCCAGCCGGGACGGCCAGGUGCUCGACCUCCAGGAGCUCUUCGAUCGCUUCGCCUUCGACAACAUCAUCAGCCUGGUGUUCGACCAGGACGCGGACUGCCUCCGGCGGGGGAACAAGGAGGGCGAGCGGUUCUUUCGGGCCUUCCACAAAGCCGCGCACCUCAGCGUUGACCGGUUGAAGCUGCCCCAUCCGCUUGUCUGGAAACUCAAACGGUGGCUCGACACCGAAGACGAGAGGCGGCUACGGGAAUCCACGGCCGUCGUCCACGAAUUCGUCGACAAGUACGUGCGGCUGAAAAGGUCAGGCGGCUGCACCAGCAGCGGGGGCGACCUCCUGUCGCGCUUCGCGGAGGACGGCACCCGAACGGACGAGUUCCUGCGCGAUUUCCUAUUGAGCGUCGUGCUCGCGGGCAGCGACACGACGCCCGCCGCCAUCACCUGGUUCUUCUAUGUCCUCUCCUCCAAACCCGACGUCGUGGAUCACAUCCGGGAGGAGCUCCGCCUCGUACGGGCUCGACGCUGCGAGCCCGGCGGGGAGGCGUUCACGCUGGAGGAGCUGAGGGAGAUGAACUACCUCCACGCGGCGAUCGCGGAGUCGCUGCGGUUGCAUCCGGCGGUGCCGCUGCUGCCGAGGGUAUGCGCGGCGGACGACGAGAUGCCGGACGGAACGAGGGUGCGGCGGGGGUGGACGGUGAUGUACAACUCCUACGCGAUGGGAAGAGCGGAGGUCAUAUGGGGUAAGGACUGCGGCGAGUACAAGCCGGAGAGGUGGCUGGAGGUGGGGGUGUUCCAGGCGAGGAGCGCGUUCCAGUACCCGGUGUUCCAUGCGGGGCCGAGAAUGUGCCUGGGAAAGGAGAUGGCGGUGAUACAGAUGAAGGCGAUCACGGCGAGUAUAUUGGAGGGGUUCGACAUGGAGUUGGCCGAGCAGAGGGGAAAGCACGAUCUCUCCAUAUCCAUGAGGAUGGAUGGAGGGCUUCCGAUGAGGUUCCGAGAACGCAGAGGUCGCUGAUGGAAACUAGGACGCCGAACGUGACAGGGUUGUGGGUUUCGUUGUUGUAGUCGGUCAUCGUGCUUGUUUGACUUGAUUAACUACUUCUUGUGCUACUCUUUAUUCGCAAAUAAUAAUUAAUUAGAUCGGA